This is a messenger RNA of Erigeron canadensis, 1547 nucleotides long. RefSeq names its product pto-interacting protein 1. NCBI's taxonomy places the organism in Eukaryota, Viridiplantae, Streptophyta, Magnoliopsida, Asterales, Asteraceae. Gene Ontology annotation, molecular function: ATP binding; protein kinase activity. The record is from RefSeq and is a predicted model, not a curated record. The transcript has 8 exons. Bases 213 to 1298 code for a protein of 361 amino acids. Gene Ontology annotation, biological process: protein phosphorylation.
UUUUCUAACCUACGCGCUUUACUCAUCCGGUGCACAUUAGCCAUCUUCUCCCACUAGUUAUCUAUACAACGCCUUAAGACAACACACAUACACUGCGUGUUCACAUUUUCUGUUUACAUUAUUUUCUUCAGUUUACUCAAAGUUUAGCAAAACCCUUUUCUUGAUUGCCAAAAAAGAUAAGAUCUUUGAGUGUUCAUUAGAGGAAAGUGAUCAUGAGUUGCUUCAGUUGUUGUGGAGAAGAUGAUAUGCACAAGUCUUAUGAUAAUGGACCAUACAUGACGAAUAAUGCAGCAGGACACAAUGCAGGUUAUCGUGCCACAGAAGUGGCUCCAAAGGACACACAAGCUGUACCCCCCCAACCUAUUGCUGUCUCUGCUCUUCAAGUGGAUGAAUUGAAAGAAAUAACCGAUAAUUUUGGUACGAAAUCUUUAAUUGGUGAGGGAUCAUAUGGACGAGUCUACCAUGGUGUUCUAAGAAGUGGGCAGGCAGCAGCAAUCAAAAAGUUAGACUCCAGUAAGCAACCAGACCAAGAAUUUUUAGCCCAGGUUUCUAUGGUAUCAAGGCUUAAACAUGAUAAUGUUGUUGGGCUACUUGGGUAUUGCAUUGAUGGUGGUCUAAGAGUUCUAGCUUAUGAGUAUGCUUCAAAUGGAUCUCUACAUGAUAUUCUUCAUGGAAGAAAAGGUGUUAAAGGUGCACAGCCAGGUCCAGUUCUAUCGUGGUCUCAAAGAGUUAAAAUUGCUGUGGGUGCUGCAAAAGGACUUGAAUAUUUGCAUGAAAAGGCGCAGCCUCAUAUAAUCCAUCGUGAUAUAAAAUCUAGUAAUGUUCUGCUUUUUGAUGAUGAUGUCGCUAAAAUUGCUGAUUUUGAUCUAUCGAAUCAAGCACCUGACAUGGCUGCACGUCUUCAUUCCACCCGUGUCCUUGGUACCUUUGGUUAUCAUGCACCUGAAUAUGCCAUGACUGGACAGUUGAGUUCAAAGAGUGAUGUUUACAGUUUUGGUGUGGUUCUCCUAGAAUUGUUGACAGGCCGUAAGCCAGUAGACCAUACUUUGCCUCGUGGUCAGCAGAGUCUAGUCACUUGGGCCACUCCUAAACUCAGUGAAGAUAAGGUGAAGCAGUGCGUUGACACUAGACUAAAUGGGGAAUACCCGCCCAAGGCCGUCGCCAAGAUGGCCGCUGUUGCAGCCUUAUGUGUGCAAUAUGAAGCAGAUUUCAGGCCAAACAUGAGCAUUGUGGUUAAAGCACUGCAACCAUUGUUGAACGCUCGUCCUGGACCCCAAUCAGAAGCACCACACUUGUGAAUUUCAAGGCUCGGUCUCUACUACUGCUUAAUCGCGUCAUUCCCGAUCAUGACAGACAAAACUAGCAGAUAUAUUUAUGUUUGUUAUCAGCAGAUACGCAUUCUUUUGUUUGACUUUGUAUCAAAAAGGUUUUCAAGAUUUUAUUGCUAAUUUGGCGUAAAUAGUGGAGGAAUUUAGGUGCAAAGAAACUCUUAUGUACCGCUGAAUCAAGUAUAUUUGCUUUCUGGAAAUGUGGUUUUCCUCGUGAAA